GCCACAUUAAAAUAAGAGCAUGUGGAGGUGCAUUUGUGCAAAUGAAAAGCCUCUUGCAUCGGCGGGGGCACUGAGCUGCCAGAAGACUAAAGGUAAGUAUUCGGCGGCUGAUUUAACUGAGCAGCUGGCUCAGUAUGAACAGCAAAUAGUGCAGCUCAAAGACCAAAUUCUGGACAAAGAAACCCAGCUUCACGUGAGAGAUGAACAGCUUAAGUUGCUGGAAGACCUCAAGGUAAAACUCCGUGAAAACGAAGAGGCAUUAUUGGAAAAGACGCAACUUGUGGAUGUGUUGGAGAAAAAGCUUGAUGGAAAUUAUCGGGAGCUAGCGUUGCUGGAAAACCUGAAGGAAAAACUCCGUGAAAGCGAAGAGGCAUUAUUAGAAAGGACACAACUUGUGGAUGUGUUGGAGAAAAAGCUUGAUGGGAAGAAUCAGGAGCUAGCGGAGUUAGUUGAAGAUUUGAGCGUCAUUGAGAUUGAAAAUGAAGAACUCAAGGACAAGCUUCUGGCUGAAAAACACGUAAUGAGAACCAAGGUCCGAAAUAUGACGGAAAAGCAUGAGGCAGAUUUUAAAAAACUCAACAGAAAACACAGGACUCAGCUCCGUAAAGUCAGUGAGAAACAUGCUGAAGAAACAUCACUGAAAGAUCAGUGCUGUGUACAACUUAACAAAGAUCUGCAACUUUUACAAUCUCAUGCCUGUGCACCUCUUGCAGAACAGGCAACUUGUUCUUUAAAUUAUUACACCAAACAGAAGAUUGGGGAACUGGAAGAACAAGUGAGGCUUAUGACGCAAGAGGCUGAAAAAUCAGAGGCCAGGUUCAUUACAAUGGAAGCUCAGUCCAAAUUGAAAAUCAAUCAGAUUGAAGAGGAGCUGGACAAUGUACAGAUUGUACCUUCUCGGCAGGAGCUGCUGGAGCUCAAAGAUAUAGCCGUUGACUUGGAAGAGGAGAACGAACAGUUACACCUGAAAGUGAACUGGCUACAACAUGUCGAGGCACAAAAUGAGGAUCUUCAAGCAAAAUUGGAAGAAUAUGAAGAGCAACACCAGAACAUGCAAGCAGAUUUAGAACAAGCUACCAAGGGACAAACUUCCCAGACAAGUGAAUCUGAAUCUGCAGAGGAACUGCACAGCCGCCUGAUGAAGUGGCGAGAAACGGUUUAUAAGCCAACACCGAGCCAUGACAUCGAUGAGAGGAAUGUCAUGGAAUUAAGGAUGAGGCAACUUGAGGAAGAAAGAGAAGAUUUGAUCUCAGAACUGCAGGAGCUGGAGGAGGAACAGGGGGAUCUUCAGAGACGAGGACAGGAUCAAGGAUGGACAAAGCAGACCACAGCUGGGCAAAAGCUUAGGAUGAUUUCAGGGUUGCAACAUCAGGAGCAAGUUGUGGUGUGUGAAGCAGGUCAGCUCAAGCAGACUCUGCAAGAGAAAGAUAAAUAUCUACAACAGCAGGGAGAUGAGCUUGGACAUCUCCAGAAGAAAUCUGAAGAACACCAAGCCCUGGAAAUACAAUCCAUGCAAAACAUGGAAACCAUUUCCAAACUUCAAAAUCAAAUCCAAGACUUGACCUUGAAAACUCACAAACUGAAGCACACCAUCGAGGAGAGAGACUUGCUGCUGGCCUGUAAAGUGGAAGAUUAUUCCCAAUCCCUGGAGGACCAGCCUGUGCUGAAGGAAGGAAAGGUUCACACGACAGGGCAAGUAGGACCAUUGUUGUCUCAGAAGCGUAGACAAUUAGAGGAUGACAAAUCUCUUCUCCAGGAAGAACUUGAACAUUUCCAGGAAAUGUCAGAAAAGAAAGGAGCCAGAGCCAUGAAAGAGCUGGAGAUCCAACUUGUUAAGGUUAGGAAAGAAAAAGACAAAGCUGUUAGCCAGACGGGUGCCUUCACAAAAUCGAUGGCCUCCUUGCAAGAUGACCGAGGCCCCAUGUUAUCAGAAUAUACGGAGCUAGAACAAUGGCAUCUCGACAUGCAUUGCCAGAAACAUCGCAUCAUUCAGGAGAGUGCAGCUGAAAACAAUGAACUGAAGCAAGAGAUCGGAAAUGUUCUCAACCAGAUGGAUGACCUUAACUCUGACAACGCGCUGUUAAAAGCACAGUUGCGACCCUCUCCCCACUCCCCUGUUGAAGUCCUGCCUCCCCGUUCUCUGUACAAGUCCAGGAGGCAGCAGGAGAUCAAAAGACUGGUGAAAGAAAGGAGGGAGCUGAGAAAACAGUGGAGGAAGGCCACAGAGGCAGAAAUUAAAGGACUCAAGGCACUGCCGGCAGAAAUAAAGCAGCGCUUGGCAAUCCUACGAAGAGCAGAACGCCUGAGAAAGCAACACAAGAAGAAAGAACGGGCGAGGACAAGUUUCUACAGAAAUCUGUAUAAGUUUGUCAAGGAGAAGAGCGGGAUCCUGGGAGUACCUCUAAUGGAACUGGAGGAGCACCUGAGGAAGACGUACUCUGACAACCGGAGUGAAGAUGGGAUUAAAGAAGGGAAAGAGAAAUAUCCCAGAGGUGAAAUUCUUCCAGGCGACAUUUCCAGACAUCUUCGUGCAGAAAGCAAAAUGAGCAAAAUGGCGACCACAGGAGCUUGA
Amblyraja radiata (thorny skate) is the source of this 2572-nucleotide messenger RNA. RefSeq names its product golgin subfamily B member 1-like. The record is from RefSeq and is a predicted model, not a curated record. Bases 20 to 2572 code for a protein of 850 amino acids. Lineage: Eukaryota; Metazoa; Chordata; Chondrichthyes; Rajiformes; Rajidae. The transcript has 16 exons. Gene Ontology annotation, cellular component: Golgi apparatus.